UCGUUGCAAGAAAAGAAGUGAAGACAUUUUCGCGGUUUUUUGUUUAUGAUUUACCGCGUGAUCCAACGAAUACGGCGUAAUCAUAACUAAUAACAUUGAAAUUAUUUUUCAAUUACGUUGCCGAUUCUGUUGUUAAAUUUAACCAAGAUAUGCUCUAAGGAAUCAGUUUUUACCACAGGUUAAUCGAAGAACUCAAUCUAUUUGAUUUGGGAAACAUCUUUUAUUUCAUUGAGACAUUGCUGUUUGGAGUAAACAAUCUUUGUAUCCUUAUAUAAUUUUUAUAACAUUAUGGCUAAUUCAGGAACUCAUUUCGUACUAGAUCAAAAUACUGUUGUUCUAUUGCCUGCAGAAAUUAGCUCACUGUUGGCAGGCAUACCUCAAUAUAAAGCAGAAAGCAAUAAUAUCUCUAUAAGUAAUUUAUCUUCUGAUUCAGCUACGAUUGCAACGUCUGAACCUAUUGGACGAACCGAGACAACUUAUUGCGUUGAACAACCUGCUAACCUGGUAUAUUCGAAUCAGAUUCUUACUCCUAUCAGUCCUAAUAUAUUGACGCCAGAGAAUAGCCCUGUUGUUUCAACAACCUGCAAUUCUACACCAAAAGGAGCUAGAAGCAAGUUUCUGACGCAGUUUGACGAAUCUCCCCUCACUCCUGUUUCAAGUCGCCAAGCUUCAAAAAUUGUCAACACUGAUGCAAAACCCAAUUUUCCAGCUACAAAUCUUUGCAAUCAGUCGCCAGUUGUAAGCAACGAUGUUAAACCUUUUGGAACUUUAGUAUUUUUCGAUCUUGAAACUACAGGCUUGGGUCACAUGAUUGGAAAAUCGAAUGUCCAGAUAACUGAGAUCUCUAUGGUUGCAGUGGAUCGAAAAGAGUUUUGGGUCAGCAAGAACAGUGAGUUGAAGGAAAUUAGAAUAAUGCAUAAGCUGUCCAUGUGCGUGAGACCUAGAAGCGCUGUUUCUCCGGGCGCUGCUAAAAUUACUGGGCUGGACAAUUUCAAUCUGAUCGACCAGUAUCCAUUUGAUAGAAAUGCUGCCACAACCAUAAUUUCCUUCCUCUCGCAUCUCCCCAAGCCAGUUGGCCUCUUGGCUCACAAUGGUAAUACCUUUGAUUUCCCCCUUCUCAAAUCUGAAUUUAAACGACUCUCGAUGGAAUUGCCGUCUGAUCUGCUCGUUGCCGACACCCUGGUCGCAUUUCGCACCAUCGGAAUCGUGGAGUGCCCUCCCGAUAGGAAAGUCUGCAAAUCUGUUAAGUACGGAAGGAAUGGUAGACUCUCCCAUUCUCUGGAAAAUCUGCAUCUCUUUUUCUUCAACAAGAAACCAGCGAAUGGACACAGUUCGGAAGGAGAUUGUCUUGCAUUGGCAAAGGUGUGCCAUAAACUGAAAGAAAAUGCUUUACCUUGGCUAGAGGCUAAUGCUAAAACAUUGGACACCAUAAUCCCUAUGUGGUAAACUUGCAAAUGUUUUGUAUAUGUGUUUCAUUUAAUUUUUAUCUCUGAUUUUAUUGAGAGCGGAAACUAUAUCGACUAAAAAUCUGUGUUACUGAGUGAUGCUUUCAAGGAUUUGUUUUGUGUUUGUCUGCUUAAUGCGAUGGUUUUUAUAUUCCUCCCUGCAAUCUACUGUGUAGCUUUAAGAAGAACUCCUCCAGAUUAAAAGUCUGUGGCUGUUUGCUGCUAUAGUAACAAGCAAGAGCACAUUUCUAAUGGUAGGUAGGGAGGUACUUUAUUUACGUCGCACAAUUGGCAACGAUCUGGGAAACAUCCCCGAGAAUGUUCCCAGACCAUGCCAUCACAAUUUUGAUCCUCUACAGAGGGGAUGACUCUCCUGCUUUGGCAAACCAACAGCCUUACAAUUUUUCAUAUCCUUGUAAACCUUAAAACCUCAUUAUUUUGCUUUGCGUUCUUCCUCCAAAAAUAGCUAUUAACUCUAACUUGUGUGUUUUCUGAUCAUCUUGUUUUAUAACAUAUUAUGUAUGCAUUUUGUGGUACGUAAAACAAUAUGAAAUCUGUUCGUUGUUAAAUAACUUGAUUAUCAAGUUAUUUUGUCCAUUGUCAAUGAUAUUAUUUUGUCCAUUGUAUAAAUAUUGUUUUGACAUUUUUAAUGUUUUUUCGACUUGAUACUUUGAUUUUUAAGUUUGACUUUGAUUAAUUACUUUUCAAAUUUUGUACAUGUAGUGACAUCAAAAUUUCUUUUAAAUCUUAGUAAUUAAUUGCUUUUUUCAUUGAUUAUGAAUUAAUUAUACAUUGUUUUGCAGCAGAAAGAUUUUAGAAAUUUUGCAUCUCGCAUUUAUAAUUAAUAAAUUGUGUUGUAUUUUUUUUUUUUUAACAAUUGUGUUUCCUUUAUUUUGGCAGAUAUUUUAAUUCAUAUCUGAAAAGUGAUAUAAAACUUUCGAGAAUUAAUUUCUAAUAUUUGAGAGGUUAAAUUUCUCGAAAUGUGUAUUUUAAAAAUUACUUGAAAUAAAACAAAUAACUAUUAGGUUCUGUUAGAUUUCUUAAAAGCAUAAAUCUUGCCUUUUUUUUUUCAAAUAAGAAAAAUUUUGUCUUUAAUAGUUUUUCCUCUACUUCACAACAAAAUUUCUGUUUUAUUUUUUAUGUAUUUAGCUCAGAAUAUGAAAUUAAACAUACAAUUUUCUAAGAAAUUCAGAUUUUUUUAUAGUAUUUCCUUUAAGCUAUUGGCUCAAAAGCAAUUGGGGGGAGGGACAAGAUUUUUUUUUUUCUUCGGAGACUUUUUCAUUUUUUAUUCUAGAGUCCUUAUUGAGACUGCAUGAUUUGCUCCUAAUAAGAAAAUUAAAUAUUAGUCACUUGUUUUGUUGCAAUGCAACGAUUUUUUGGGAAUGUUUUAGAUUGCUAGGUUAUAAUUUUUAUUUCAUAACGACAAAAAGAUUGUCAACAUAAAAAUUUAUUCAAUUAAAAGAUUCCCAAGUUUUUUAGUGCAUUAACACAAAUUUAUUUUCUGAGUUUUUUGCAUUAAAAAGUCAAAUUUUUGCUCUGUAACCAUUGCAACUUAAUCUAUAAUAUUGUUUUUUAAAUUCCUAUUCAACUUUUGGUUAUUUAUAAAAUUUAAAUAUUUUUUGCUAAACAGAUAGUUAAAGUAUUGUUGUGUAAAGUUAAUUUUUAAUAAUAGUUUUGUAUUCAUUAUUUUAACUGCAAAUUUUGACUGAAAACUAUUUUAUAUGAAACUUAGUAUGAAAGCAAAUAUUAUUUACUGUUUAAUAAUUGCAAAAUGAUUAAGUUGCAUACCAUUGUGGUUUAAUUUAGUAAUCAAGUUAAGUUAAAAUGUUACGUAAUAAUUGAUGUUACAUAUUGUAAUAUUCGAACAUAAUGUCUAAUUUUUUUGGAAAAAUCUCGAUGUAAGUGUUUGAAUUGUGAUGCUCGACAGUAAUCAAUAGAUCAAUUCUUUUCUAUUUAAUGCAUACUUAUUUUUGUCUUACUUUUAAAAAUAAAAUUGUUGUAUUCA
Messenger RNA from Parasteatoda tepidariorum (common house spider), 3450 nucleotides. RefSeq names its product three prime repair exonuclease 2. The record is from RefSeq and is a predicted model, not a curated record. Gene Ontology annotation, biological process: DNA catabolic process. Gene Ontology annotation, molecular function: nucleic acid binding; 3'-5'-DNA exonuclease activity. Lineage: Eukaryota; Metazoa; Arthropoda; Arachnida; Araneae; Theridiidae. Gene Ontology annotation, cellular component: cytoplasm.